Molecule: messenger RNA, 864 nt
Organism: Echinostoma caproni
Lineage: Eukaryota; Metazoa; Platyhelminthes; Trematoda; Plagiorchiida; Echinostomatidae
Source: the annotation of a GenBank genome assembly
ACGGUAUCAUCCAGAACAAACGGCGUGGUGGUUACGUCGGAUGAGGCUAAUGGAAUACCACACCAUUUACUAGGCACCUUUCCUGCAUCUUGGGCUGGCCGUAUUGAUGUUCGUGACUAUCGUGAUCGUUGUCUACCUCUAAUCGAUACGAUCCGAGAGAAUAAACACAUACCGAUUCUCGCUGGUGGGACCCAUUACUACUUGGAAUCUGUGUUAUGGUCGGACUUUUCAGCAGGACUCAAUCAAACAGUUUCAAACAAUAUUGAAUUGCAAACAAGCGUUCGUUCGGCCACACACGGGGUGCGCCGUUCAAGUAUGGAAUCCAUGGUUGAACCGCAACAAGAAGAUUCGAAUGAGUGCUAUGCUCAACUGAAACAAAUUAACCCGUCCAUGGCGGCUAAGCUUCAUCCGAACAAUGUGCGCAAAGUACGACGAGCUCUUGCCGAGGCGUUGAUGCGACAGAAUUCCAGUGAGCAAGUCACUACGACAGAACCGAUCCGUGCUCGACCAGACGACGGUCCCCCUAAUCGUUCCUAUCAACCUCGAUAUCCGGGACAGACGUUGAUUUUUUGGACGGAUUGUGACGGCGAGGUGCUCAAUACGCGUUUGGAUCAACGUGUCGAUAGCAUGAUUGAAGCAGGCUUGGUCCAUGAGUUGGAUCAGUUUGUAACUCGUUUCUUUUCAUCCUAUGAAGAUCACGGUAAGUAUUUUGCCAUUCACUCCCUUAAAAUCCAAUGUUCAAGCCUUGCGAUCACCAACUUUGUUGCACGGUUCGGUAUCAUGCUUAUCAUGUGCUGGUCUUUUGUGCCUCUACAUUCCGAAUCCCAUGGUCGGUUUCCGUUUCUGAUCCGGAGUCCAUCAUAA